AUGGCCGUUCCAGUUGCCAAACAAACAAGUCAAUUUUGGGCUGAUCGCGAUCCCAAAGACAUACCUGGUUCAGUUCAGGAACUCUCUUUGGACCUCCAUGCUGGAUUAGUGCAGAAAUAUUACAAAAACAUAAGCCGGAAUUGGCAAGGAACUUUGGGGCUGUUUGGAAUUUGGCAAGGAACUUUGGAGCUGUUUGGCUUAUUCGCAGAAGUAUGGUCUCCAAGCCCAGUAGCAAACCAGCCACAAAAACAGCAGGUUGAAGAUGUUAUAGAGAAAGAAGGCCAUAGGGUCAUUAUUGUGGAGACUUACGACAAAAAUGGCCACCACAACACUAAAGUCUCAAUCUCACCAGAGCAAUCACAACCACAACCCCAACAACAUGAACGACAAGAUAGUGGUGUUAAGUUUAAAUCGCCUAGCUUGGUUGAGAAAGCAAAAGAAAAGAUGGAAGAAGCAGCCGAUUAUGUUAGUCCAAAUAUUGGCCAGGGCAUUUCUCAUGGUUCUGGUGAUGAGAAACACUACCCUACGGAGCUUGUAUGUGAUAAACUAGGCAAAUGUACACACAGGAUGGCUAAAGUUCUACAUAAGGCCACAGACAAGGUUUCUGAGGCGGCACAUGAUGUGGUGGAUAAGAAGAAAGAGAUGGACAAUGAGGCCAAAGAGGAAGUGAAAAAUUUGUAUAAGAAACAGAAAGAGAUGGUGCAUGGGACCAAAGACAAAGUCGAAGGUUUGUACGAGGAAGCAAAAGAUACUGCAUCUGAGAAAGCACGGGAAGCCAAGGAAUUUGUAGAAGACGCAUAUGAGAAAGUAAAAGAGAAAACGGCAGAGAAAGCUCAUGUUGCCAAAGAAUGUGCACAGGAGUCCAUGAAGAAAGCCAAAGAUGCAGUUAAAGAAGCAAAAGACUUAGGCAAGACGAUUAGGGGAGAUGUUGCAGGUAACAUCACAGAGACAGCGGAGGAUGUAACAGAGCAGGUUGUGGAGAAAACAAAAGAAGCGAAAGAAAGCAUAAAACAUGCCACAAACAGGGUUAGUAAUUUUGUGAAUCGUGCAAAAAGGUACGUAUCAGAGGCAAUGACAUCGUUGAUGGGUGUUGUAAAUUUGCUGGGAUUUGGCAUUGCUUAUGGGAUGUGUGUUUGGGUUACUUUUAUUUCGAGCUAUGUGUUGGCUAGGGUUCUGCCAAGGCAACAGUUUGGGGUCGUACAGAGCAAGAUAUAUCCUGUUUAUUUCCGAGCCAUGGCUUAUUCUAUUGGAUUGGCUUUGUUGGGACAUUUGCUGGCGCAUAGGAGAAGGUUGUUCACCAACAAGGCUGAAAUGUUUCAAGCUUGUAAUCUUUUGACUUCGAUUUUGGUGGUUUUGGUCAACCUUCUCUAUCUGGAGCCUUUGGCUACAAAGGCAAUGUUUGAGAGAAUGAAAAUUGAAAAGGAAGAGGGGAGAGGAAGAGGAAGCCCAACUGCCGAAUCGAGGGAGGCACGUCAUGAACACACAGCCACUGAUCCUUCAGGCACAACCACAACCACAGGCAGAGCGGAGGAAAGAACUCCGGCACCAGCACAAGAAAACCGAGAUAAAGAGGAAAUCAGGUCAAGAAUUAGAACAAUGAAUUUGGAGUGCUGUAACCACUUAUGCCUUUUGACUGGCAACAAGGUAGCGGACCUCUUACUCCUUAUGCUUGUUUUGUUUUCCCUUGCCAUCGUUGGUGGCUUGCACGUUAAGGCAGUAUGUGCUGUGAACUCUCAAUUCUGGGUCAAGAAGUAA
Messenger RNA from Dovyalis caffra, 1755 nucleotides. The record is from the annotation of a GenBank genome assembly. Lineage: Eukaryota; Viridiplantae; Streptophyta; Magnoliopsida; Malpighiales; Salicaceae.